UCUAGCCUCGAUACAAAACAAAACUAAAAUAAUGUGCAUCAAAAACUCUCUAGUUCUAACUGAAAAUCCGAUACUUUGCCUUGGAUUUUAUACGAUAUAAUACACCGGAAAUUGCCACCAAGAUGGAGGACCAGAAAUCGUCUGGGAAAAUGAAGGAAACCUGUUACCUGUUUAACACGUUCACGGACCCAUCCUUAGAGAAACUUUAUCAGAGUUUCAGUGUCAAACAGAAGAGAGCGGGAUUAGAGUGUUUCCUUUUGACUGCCAUCUUGUUUGAUAUUUAUAUGCUGGUGGUACCAAGUGGUCAGGAUAUAUGGAUAUUUGGUUUUAUGAGUUUGUUCCUCACAGUCAACAGCUGCAUCCUAAUUUGGUGCAAAAGAAGCUUCGAAAGCAAACUCUUAUGGGCAGCAGUCCCUCACCUCUGUUGGCAUGUCGCUAAUGCUCAAAUACUUAUAGCACUCUUUCUAAAGAAGAACGAAGUAACGUUGAGAGACAGCUUAGGAUGGGUUUUGCUCCUAGAUUAUUUGAUAUACGUCACGUUGCCAAUACGACUACGUUACAUUAUCAUCUUAAGUCUGGGGACUUGCGCGUCAUAUAUUGCGGCGUUGAUUGGUCUGUCGAAGUCGGAGCUACACAUUUAUCAGCAGCACCUGUCUAAUUGCAUUCUGCUGAUGACAACAAAUUUAUUGGGACUCACGUCUUUUCUCGUCGAGGAUAAACAACAACGAAGAGCUUUUCUCGAGACAAGGCAGUCGCUGGAGGUUAAGCUGGUUAUCGAAGAACAAAGUGAUGAGCAGGAACGCUUGCUACUUUCGGUCCUUCCAGAGCACGUUGCAGUUCAAAUGCGACAAGAUUUAGACUCCACAGAUAGCCAGUUUAAAAAGAUUUAUAUGAGUAGACAUGAGAAUGUCAGCAUAUUGUAUGCAGAUAUCGUUGGUUUUACUGCUAUUUCAUCUACUUAUUCUGCUCAGGAACUAGUUAAAAUGCUUAACGAGCUCUUUGCAAGGUUCGACAAACUGUCUGAGAAAUAUAGCCAAUUACGGAUAAAAAUUCUCGGAGACUGUUAUUAUUGCAUCAGUGGAGCACCUAAGGAAAGUCCUGAUCAUGCCGUUCUUUCUGUCCAUAUGGGUCUAUCAAUGGUGAAGGCCAUUAAAUACGUCCAACAAACGGCAAAUUCCCCUGUAGACAUGAGGGUCGGCAUCCAUACGGGGGCCGUAUUGGCAGGAGUGCUUGGGCAGAGACAGUGGCAAUUCGACGUUUACUCUAAGGACGUGGAAUUGGCAAAUAAAAUGGAAAGUAGCGGAUUAGCAGGGAGAGUGCACAUAUCCGACGCCACGUUAUCCUUCCUAAAUGGGGAGUUUGAAGUGGAGCCGGGCUAUGGAGAGAAAAGAGAUGAAUCAUUAAGGACAGCAGGAUUAAAAACGUACUUCAUCGUUAAAGUGCUCAUUCCAUUUCAACCGAAAACACAGGAAGUACAAAAUGGUGGUAAUAUUCUUCCCGAAGAAGACAGUUGUGUAAUAGCCGAAAUUGCUUCAGAUUCCAAAGAAGAAGAAGCUAAUGACACAAACUUAUGUCGAUCAAGACAAGAUUCAACAGAUUUUAAAAUAAGGUUACGAAAGGAAUUGGUCAACAGGGAUGGUCACAAGGAGCUGGCUAAGAACACAAAAUUUAUGACCCUAGCGUUUGUCGACCCACAAAAAGAAAAAUCAUAUCAUUUACAUAUAGAAUCAUUUUCAAGUUUUACAUUGCUCAUGUUUUUAAUAGUAAGAUUAGCGAUAGGAGCAACUAUAGCGAUAGUUUUACCGAGUGAUUUAACUAUAGAUGUGACAUAUUGUACAGAAAAUAUUGUAUUCUUCGUAUUAGUAAUAGUGGCAAUUGCCGAAGAAUUUCCCGGAUUGUCAAAAUGUUGGCGGGCCUUUAAGGAGUCAAUGUUUAUUAGAAGACUGUUAUCAACGACUUGUAUAAUACUUAUGGGUACUGUAAAUAUUUUGGACUCGGUAUCUUGCGUUCAAUUCACAAAGCAGACAGAAAACUGUUCGACGAUUUUAGAUAUAGACACUUCGUGUAUGUACCCAUCCUACUUUAGCUACUUUACCGUACUUAUUCUAAUCGCAGCCUCAUUGCCAGCAUGUUUAUCGUAUAUGUGGAAAAGUUUUUUAAUGCUUCUCAUCGCAGCUGCGCAGUGUAUUGUUAACAUUUUUGUUCUUAGCUCAGCUAUAGAUUGUGAAGAACGAAUGAAGCUGUGGAUGAGCUUGAUCCAAGGAAAAUAUACAUUGUCCGCUCUGCUUCUGACAGCUACGUUAGCGUUGGCGUUCCUGGCAAGGCACAUGGAGAAGGUGUCUAGAGUACUGUUUCUUUGGAGAUGUGAAGUAGAAGAACAAAGAGAUUGUGCAGAAGAUAUGAGGAGGAGAAACGAAGCAUUAGUCUAUAAUAUAUUACCUCCUCAUGUAGCUGCUCAUUUUAUGGGAAACAGAAAGAGACAGCAUGAUGAAUUAUAUUCCCAAAGUUAUGCAGAGGUCGGAGUUUUAUUUGCUUCGAUGCCAAAUUUUUCAGAUUUUUAUUCUGAAGAAACAGUCAACAAUCAAGGAUUAGAGUGCCUAAGGUUUUUAAAUGAAGUGAUAUCUGAUUUUGAUGCGCUUUUGGAAUUACCCCAGUUUCAAGAUGUUAUAAAAAUUAAGACAAUAGGAUCUACUUAUAUGGCUGCUAGUGGCCUAAAUCCAUCUAGACAAAUGAAGCCUGAGGAUCCCAUUCAUGUUCGCUGGGCGCAUUUAGCAAUCUUGGUAGAGUUUGCUUUGGAACUGAAAAAAGCCCUGCAGAGCAUUAACGAACAAUCAUUUAACCAUUUUGUAUUAAAAUUAGGAAUUAAUCAUGGGCCUAUUACUGCUGGUGUAAUUGGAGCGAGAAAACCUCAUUAUGAUAUAUGGGGCAAUACCGUAAACGUAGCUUCACGAAUGGAAAGCACGGGCAAAGCUGGGUGUAUACAGGUAACAGAAGAAACCUGUGAAAUUCUUCAACAUUUCGGAUACCAAUUCGAACAAAGAGGCCUAGUUGCAGUAAAAGGAAAGGGCCAAUUAAUGACCUAUUAUUUAUUAGGAAAAGCUGGAAAAAUAACCCCACCUACAGCACCGGUGUCUCCAAUUGCUGGAGUAGGAACCAUGGAAACAGUUAAUGAAGAGGACGAGUCACACGACAGUCCAACAUCCAAGUCUGAUGAUAAAACUGUAAUCGAAUGCUCUGAGAAGAUGGAUGAUGAUGUAUUUACGUCAGAUUCUGGAUGUGAAGAGCCAAAAGAACUAAAUGAAGCUUCUCUAUUAUUAAGUUAAAAAAAUUAAAUACAUUAUAUUUUUACUAAUUUUGAUUUUUGUAUAGAAUUAAGUUUAGAAAGUUUACCUAGGAAAUAAUUAUAUUGUAAAAAAAGGUUAUGAUAUUUUUGUGUUCAGACAUUUGUUCAAAUGUCCUUUUCUGUUCAGAUAUAAAAUUAAGGCACCACUAAAUCCUGAUUUUUAAUGUUUUUUGGAUCGCAUUUUAAUGCAGGCUUCAGUUAUUUUUAAAACGGCUUUACUUAUUUUAUAUUUUGUUUUAAAAUAAUUUAUAUACUUAAUCAUAAAAUAGAAUUUGAAUGUUAUAGGGCAGUCAAUGAGGUUAUUUGGCUCCGAAUUACAUAGUAUAUUUAAUAAACUAGAAUAAAAAUAUCAAUAUUUCUAUUACAAAAAAGUGAUUAAUUUCAGAAAUAAUACAAGUCUAUUGUUUAAAAGAGUAAUACAGUCUAGUUUACUUGGUUUGUCGGUAAAAAAAAUCAUUAUUGACGAAAUAAUCACCCAUGGAAUAUCUUGUAUUAUUUUUUGCAUGUUUCGUCAUAGAAAUGUUUAACAUUUUGCUAAUUAUCAAAACUACGAUUUUGACUUGUCUUGUUUCUAAAAUGACAACAAACUCAACUCAACAAAUUUUUUUUAGUGGUGGCCUUAGUCUUUCAUUCCUUAAUUUAAGCAAAAUAUCUACAAAUUUUGUUGCUAUAUUCACUACCAAAGUGCUUAUAUAUUUUUAUUUGUGAUCGAAUAUACAUAGUUUAGUGUAAUGGAUUGAGUUUGGCACAUUUUCUAGAGUAUUUGAAUAAAAAUGUAAUAACACCACUAAAGUAAACAUGUUAAAAGCAUAAAAUAUUAUUUGUAAACCUGUAAAAUAAUAUACAUUUUAAAUCAUGUUCUACAAUGAUAAAAAAUACAAUAAACAAAAUUCCAUUGUUA
This is a messenger RNA of Diabrotica virgifera virgifera (western corn rootworm), 4244 nucleotides long. It is a transcript of the gene Ac3, whose product is annotated as adenylate cyclase type 3. Gene Ontology annotation, molecular function: adenylate cyclase activity. Lineage: Eukaryota; Metazoa; Arthropoda; Insecta; Coleoptera; Chrysomelidae. The record is from RefSeq and is a predicted model, not a curated record. Bases 123 to 3323 code for a protein of 1066 amino acids. The transcript has 20 exons. Gene Ontology annotation, biological process: cAMP biosynthetic process; adenylate cyclase-activating G protein-coupled receptor signaling pathway; intracellular signal transduction. Gene Ontology annotation, cellular component: plasma membrane.